AUGUCUUCUACUGAUCCUUUGCCAAACAUCGCCACUGCAUGUUCUUCCAGGGGGCGCAACACUGUUAUUGGUAUGGCGGUUGGCACGCUAAGUGCCUUUCAAACCAAAAAUGAAUCAUACUGUAUCACAUUUGAACUCAAAGAUUCCGAUUUUGAUCUACACGACUGGGAAAACAGUCUGAAAAUUAAGUACUUCAACAAGAACGAAAGUCAUCUGCCCUGCGUUCUGAAUAAUGAUGUAGUCUUGCUUCGAAACGUUCAAGUCGGUCUCUACCAAGGCAGACCAUGCGGUAUUGUUGGUGAUCGGCAAACCAUCCCCUGGGCCAUCUUCCGACAUGAGGAAGAUCCCACCAAGAGCCCACAUAUCAUCACGGGACCUCAGCCUUUCUCUCCGACAGCAGCGGAAAAAAAGCUUGCGCUUGCGCUCCUAGAAAAGUACACACCAGAGGUGCAAAAUAACACCUGGCGGACCGGUGUGCCACAACAGCCAUCUCAAGUCGCCGCACCUUUCCAAGUCCAAGUAAAGAAGCAAUUUCUGCCAGUGACUUUGAUAAAAGACCUUGUGGUUGAUCAGUUUACCCAAAUAAUUGGUCAGGUGGUGAAAGACAACCACUACGAUAGCGAUAAAAGCUCCAUCUGGAUUACUGACUACACUUCCAAUGAUUCUUUAGUUGAUCAUCAAAGAAAUGGCGACAAUACAGGUGCCGAUGGGGACUCCUUUGGAUACCUAACACGUUACGAUGAUAACUGGCCCGGCCCCUGGGGAAAGUUCACUAUUCAAGUCACGUUAUGGGAGCCUCAUGCUGGUUACUGCCGAAACGACGUCAAGCCAGGUGACUUGGUGCUGCUUUCAUAUGUUCGUCCCAAAAAGAGUACCAACGGCAGCCUUGAAGGAGCUGUCCACCAGGACAAGAAAUUUCCAAAAAAGUUACAUAUUCGCACUAUAUCGAGUGACUAUGACCAACAUGCGAAAGAACUCAUGAAGCGUCGGAAAGAAUACUGGGAGAUCCAUGGAAAACCGAAAACCGAAACGAAACAUAGCAAGAAAAAGCAAAAGAAUGAAGCACCAGCAAAAGAACCAAGGAAAGAAGAGGGUCAGAAGGUACUGUCGUCUGUACGAUCGAGGCGGAAUCAACAUGUCAAGAUCCGCGACUUUGGAAUUCCAACUCGUUCGGUGGAUUCGGUCUUGUCAGCCGCAACCCAUAUAAUAUCUCUCGGGGGCGGAAUUAGCUACAAACUACCCUUUCAAAACGUCGCUUACAAUGUCCUCGUCCGGGUGGUCGACUUCUUUCCCCCAAAUCUGGCAGACUUUGCAGUGGAAGUCCCAACAGAAUCUAUUGUGGAUCAGAGCCGUGAAUACAUGACAUGGGAAUGGCGUUUCUGCUUUUUGGUGGAAGGUGUUGAACCAAUGAUGUCAAAAGACCAACCUCGCGAGCGGAUGAAAAUUUUUGUCUCAGGUGCAGACGCCGUCCAUCUGCUAUGCCUGGAUCCCUCCGAUCUUCGUCAAAACCCAACCAAGCUAGCUGAACUAAGGGAGAAGCUUUGGUGCUUCUGGGGCAACCUCGAGGAGAAGAAGCAGGAAGCAGCUACGAAUGCCUUCCAUGGUCAACCUUGGUCACCUCCAGCUGGAGUUUCAAGCUUGAUUACUCCGUGUUGUAUUAGAGAAUACGGGGUUCCAUGUACCCAUUCCCGAGAUCCAAAUGCCAUGGUCAUUGACGGAGAGCCAUGUAUCCAGAAAGAGUGUUUGGGAUGGGAGAGACGAUUUUCUUUGUAUGGUACAGUGAUUCACGAUUCAUGA
This is a messenger RNA of Penicillium verhagenii, 1797 nucleotides long. RefSeq lists its product as uncharacterized. The record is from RefSeq and is a predicted model, not a curated record. The transcript is spliced from 3 exons. The coding region runs from base 1 to 1797 and encodes 598 amino acids. NCBI's taxonomy places the organism in Eukaryota, Fungi, Ascomycota, Eurotiomycetes, Eurotiales, Aspergillaceae. Gene Ontology annotation, cellular component: chromosome, telomeric region; nuclear telomere cap complex. Gene Ontology annotation, biological process: regulation of telomere maintenance via telomerase; telomere capping. Gene Ontology annotation, molecular function: telomerase inhibitor activity; G-rich strand telomeric DNA binding.